UAUGAAAGCAUUGUCACUGCCAUAAAAAACCAUAUUUCUAGAAAGAAUGGGUGCUCCUACUCCAGUUGCUGUAGGAACAAGAGGCACAAUUGGAUCCCUUGUGAGGAAGGAAAUUGAGUACUUCUCCAAAUUUGAGAUAGGAAACUCACAGAGACCUCAACCUCAUUAUGUUUGCAGAGCUAGUUUUUGGGUGUUUCUGAUGACAGGAAAGAGAAGGAAGAGAAGAGAUAACAGUGUGUUUCUCCCAAAAAUGUGUUCUGUUACACAAGUGGUGAAGAGCAGUGAGUGGAACAGAGUUCCUGGUUAUGGCUACAGGAUCCUCAAGGAUGACAUCGAUAACAUUCAUCUCUGACUGAAUUUCAAUCUACUUUCUUCAAUUACUCUCCUCUUGUAUCUUGAAUUUCAAAAGUUAAUGUUAUUUUCACUUUCUGUUGCCAAAUAUUAGGCAAAGUUAUGAAGUUCUUGAGUGUGAAAAAAUAUAGAAAUGCAAAUGGAGAUUGGAAGUGUGAGUAGCAGC
Messenger RNA from Vigna umbellata (rice bean), 517 nucleotides. RefSeq lists its product as uncharacterized. NCBI's taxonomy places the organism in Eukaryota, Viridiplantae, Streptophyta, Magnoliopsida, Fabales, Fabaceae. The record is from RefSeq and is a predicted model, not a curated record.